This is a messenger RNA of Danaus chrysippus (African queen), 2904 nucleotides long. NCBI's taxonomy places the organism in Eukaryota, Metazoa, Arthropoda, Insecta, Lepidoptera, Nymphalidae. The record is from the annotation of a GenBank genome assembly.
AUGGAGACGUCAGUGGUACAAAAAUCAACAGCAGCCGCUGACAAAAUGACUACCAGCAUGACCUCAAGCGUGACUGGAAUGGGACUUGGCGGGAUUACGGGGUUAACAGCUGGAAUAAGUACUCUUACGUGCAUGAGGGAACAGCAAGUAACAAUAGGAGGAAUGCCGACUAAUUAUGUGCCAGGUUUAUCUGCUAAUUAUAAUAUUUCAAGUUUCUCCCAACGGCCAGGAGAGAGUCGGCGCUGUCCUUCUGCGAAGGCUGGACCAACAGCACGAUCGCAAACAGUUGGAACAAGACCUAGUCAUUCAUCGAGAAAUAGUCCCAAUUCACAGUAUGCUCAUAACCUCAUAUGUAAAUUGGCUGACCAAAAUGAACGGCGCCGUCGUCAAGAUACUAUUGAGUUAAUUCCUCAAAGCUAUUAUGCGCAACAUCCGCUUAAAGUUGAGCUCACAGAAUUUUAUUCACGUGAUAAUGCAAAGGAUCACCACACGGAUCAAUAUGAUUUAGUUAAUGAUACCGUUUUACCUAAUCCAGUUAUUAGAAGAGGACAGAAUUUCUUUUUUGCUGUUCGUUUUGAUAGGACCUACGACAAACAACAAGACGUUAUACGUGUAGUGUUUUGUUUUGGACCUAAGCCAUGCGUUACUAAGGGAACCCGUGUGGUAUUGCAAGUUAACUGGAAUACCCAACAAGGAGUUUUCCAACAUCCGCGUGAUGUUAUCGGGAUGGGCAUGGGAAUGGCUCGUUCUCUUCCCCAAGAACCAACUACAACUGCUGCUCCUACAGGACCAGUUAGUACUACGUGCACUUUGGGGGCAAUCAGUUGUAUCCGAGAGACAACUAAUUAUGGCGUGCGUCGCAGUUCCGUUAGUAAUGAACCCUUAACAGUAUCUUCUCAAAAUAGUCCCCUAAGCCCCCUUUCGUCUGAGACAUAUACAACUCGUCCAAUUAUCGAACGCUAUAGUGGAACGUCUCAACAUCAAUCAUUUGGACGUAGUUAUGGUUCAAGACAUGGAUCUUCACAAAAUUUGGCAUCUAUUGUACAGGAGACGGACAAAUGGGACAUAAGUAUUCAACGUCAAGAUGGAAACACUAUUACAUUCCAAGUGCACGUACCAGCUUCUGCUCCGGUUGGUAUAUGGAAUUGUUGGGUUCAAACCAAUCGUUUAGGACAGCGCGAUAACCGCAACGAUUACAAAUGCGAUGAAGAUAUUUAUGUAUUAUUCAAUCCCUGGUGCCGUGAGGACGCGGUUUAUAUGGAUAAUGAUUCGCUAAGGAAGGAAUAUAUCUUAAAUGACCAAGGAAAAUUGUGGUGUGGAACUUGGCGGCAGCCGAUAGGUCGUAAAUGGAUUUUUGGGCAAUUUGAUGAUGUAGUUUUACCUGCUUGUAUGUAUUUAUUGGAAAGCAGUGGGCUUGAACAUUCUGAACGGGGCAACCCUGUUCGUGUAGUGAGGGCGAUAUCAGCAAUGAUAAACGCUACCAAUGAAACCGAUGGCUUGAUUGUUGGUCGUUAUGACGGCGUGUAUAAAGAUGGAGUAGCUCCUCACGCUUGGACAGGUUCAGUGGCUAUUCUUGAACGAUAUCUCACUAGCGGUGGGAAGUCCGUGGAAUAUGGCCAAUGCUGGGUAUUUUCAGGAUUAGUGGUAACCAUUUGUAGAGCUUUGGGAAUACCAUGUCGAUCUGUAACAAAUUACGUGUCAGCUCUCGAUACGAAUCGCACUUUUACGGUGGAUAAAUUUUUUGAUCGCGAUGGUAACGAGGUACCCAACGGUCCUGAUGAGGACUGUUAUGAUUCUUGCUGGAACUUUCAUGCGUGGAACGACGUUUGGAUGCAGAGGCCUGAUUUGCCACAAGGUUAUGGUGGAUGGCAGAUAAUAGAUUCGACACCUCAAGAAGAAGCCGAGUCUGUCAAUCAAUGUGGCCCGGCGAGUGUGGAGGCUGUUCGACGUGGUGAAGUUGGUUUCCAGUUCGACACACCAUUCGUUUUCUCGCAACUUAAUUCUGAGCUUUGUCAUUUCCAAGAAGAAGAAAACUCUGACUGGGGCUUUGUUAGAAUGGCGUCUAAUCAAAACACUGUUGGACGAAAAAUCAUCACCAAGAAUCCUAACCGCGAGGACGAUGAAGGUGAUGGUGAUUUGUUAGAAAUAACCCACGAGUAUAAAACCAUUGAGAGCACGUCUCCUGAACGACUCGCUGUGAUCGCUUCAUGUCGUGGCUUCCAGCGUCUGCAGCAGUACUACGAACUGCCAGAUAGAAAUAACGAAGACGUUCAUUUUGAUCUAAUGGAUAUCGAAAUUGUACCGUACGGUCAACCUUUCGAUUGUACUAUGAAUAUUCAGAACAAGUCCAAUGAAGACCGUACGAUUUGGUGCGUACUCACAGCUUCUUCAUGCUAUUAUACUGGAGCUAUUUCAUCAAGAUUGCGCCGAGCUCAAGGCGAAUUCAUAGUUCGUGCGGGACAGAAGGAAGUUCUCAAACUGCACGUUACCGCUCAAGAAUAUAUGGACAAACUGGUCGAUCAUGCGAUGGUGAGGGUGUGUGCUAUGGCUUACGUGAAGCAGACGCGUCAAACAUGGUCCGAUGAGGAUGACUUCUCAUUACACAAACCAAAACUGCAAAUUCAGGUGCGUGGAACACCUACAGUGGAUCAAGAGUGUUCUGCGACACUAAGCUUCCAGAAUCCUUUAAGCGUCCACUUAACUGAUUGCUAUUUCACGGUCGAAGGUCCCGGAUUGCAAAGACCACGUCAGGUAAAAUUCCGAGAUGUAAAACCAGGAGAACUGGUUAGCUGCCAGGAGAAGUUUGUGCCUACACGUCAGGGAGAUAGUCGUGUUGUAGUUACUUUCUCAUCACGAGAGAUCGAUGACAUCAUUGGUUGUACGGCGGUGACGGUCCGUGGCUAG